Messenger RNA from Cercopithifilaria johnstoni, 2406 nucleotides. NCBI's taxonomy places the organism in Eukaryota, Metazoa, Nematoda, Chromadorea, Rhabditida, Onchocercidae. The record is from the annotation of a GenBank genome assembly.
AUGGCAUGCUCAUCCCCGCUGCUGAUGUUCAAACUGGAGAAUGUGGAAUCGAGAAAUCCACUGGAAUGCCUCAUAUGCGAUCGAGAAUUCUCAUCGCCUAUUCGUUUACCGUGUCAGCAUAAUUACUGUCGUGAGUGCAUCCAGAAUCGCAAGGCAUGCCCAGUAUGUGGCACCGUAAUCGAUGGUGAAGUAUGUCCGGACAAUCUACUCUCAUUCUUAAUUGAUACUAGUCAUGAAACAGCUGACGUAUGUGCUAACUGUGAUCAGAUAUCACAACCGAUGCAUUUCUGUGAAACCUGUCAACAGGCUCUUUGUAAUCGGUGUCGACAUAGUACACAUCAGGCCCGAAUGUUUGCUACUCAUCGAGUUGUGCCUUUGGAAGAGCGAGCACGGGUCAAAGGACGCAUGACUUGUCCAACACAUGGAGAGCCUUAUAUCCUGUAUUCGAUGGAAAGUCGUAACUUGGCAUGUAUUGUAUGCUUUAAUAAUGCUGCUUUUGAUUCAAGGCAUCAUCUCGUUCAAAUUGACGCUGCACACAAAAUGGGUUGUGAAAAACUGGACAAGGCAACUGUCAAAUUGCGCGCAUUUCAAGACGAUGUUGCCGAGCAGUUGCAGUUAAGAAAACGUUUAGCUUCUGAGCUUACUGAAAGUCACCGUGUUGCUUGUGAGAGCAUUCGACAAACUUGCCAGGAAAUGACCGAUACGCUGUUAACAGUGCGGGAUCGUUUACUGACAAAACUUGACGAAGAAAUGGCUACACGUAUCCGACAUUUCCAUGAGCAGAUGAGGCAACUUACAUCCCUACAGCCCACAACACGACUAUGCUUGUUGAGUGCCUCAGUUUUUUGCUCAUCUGCCUCGAAACUUGACUUUUUACAGUGUUAUACAGAUUUGCUGAAAAGAAUUCAAUCACUGAUAUCAAUGAAAUGUGAAAAGCCGCAAUAUACUGGCGAUUUAACAUUGGAUAGCCGAGAAGAGUUCAAUAAAGCUUUGGAACCAUUUCUUGGAUUGUCUUCGUUUUUACUCUGCACUAAUGUAAACAAUGGUAAUGACGGAAAUGAAAGAAGCUGUGGAACUGCAUCUCCGAGAAAUAAUCCCGUAAAACGUUUCGGAUCUAUUGUUGUCAACGGAUCCCAAUUAUUGCUAAGUAAAUACCAGCUGGUUGUUGAUUUGGCUGGUGCAUUUGGUGAGCAGUUUACUAGAGUGGAAACUCCUCUUCAACAAUACAAUCACGAAAUGACAAAACUUGGUAAAAAGGUGCAAGAGUUACAAAGAGAUUUGACAUUGCGUCGAUGUAUUAUUGAGAAAGAUUCUAUGAUUGACCUCAUUCGUAGGUGCAAGGAUUUGGAUAUGAGUGUUAGUCAGCAUUCUACAGUUGUCAGUGAUUUGCAACCUCAACUGCAACAGAUAUGGCAGGAAGAGUUGGAUAGAGUCCGCAGACAGCAAGUUCUAUUCAGGGAAAAGAUUGAGGAAAUAAUAACACUACGUGAAAAGGCACGCCAUAUUGUCAAUGCAGCUAAGCAGCUCGAACCGUACGUUGUUUGUUUAGCCGCUGUGACAUCUGUGAUCGAUCACAAACGAUGUUACAAGCCAGAUCCAGCUCCAAUGGAGACCAUCUGUCAACAAAUCAAUACCCUCGAGCCAGAUAGUCAACAGAGGAUUGAAGCUAUCGAAAAAGAAGAGCAAAAUCGCCGCUUAGUUCAAGACCAGAAGAAACGAGAGGAACAAAUGAAAAUUGCGGCGGUUAAAAAAAAUCUAAAAACCACCAAAGAGCAAAAAAGACUAACGAGGAAAUCUACUAGCGACAAUUCUCGUUCUUCACGCCCACCGCUCGUUAAUACGAUCCGUGAUCGAAGUCGAGGAGGCACAGAUCGAGCAUUAUUGUCUCCUUGUCAGCGGCGCCAUAAAGGUUUGGUAACCGGUUCAAAGACUCAAUCUAAUGCCGAUGAAAUGGGAAUUUUGCUAGACAUUUUUUUCGAGUUUUUUGCUCAUUCUCCGACAGCUGAAGCUGAACUUAUAAAAGUGGAGUACGAGCAUCAAUUUUGUCGUUCACAAUUAUUUCGUCCAUCAAUUUUUUUGCCAACUGCACCUUUCAAGGAUAUAAUUGCUUUAUCGUCAAGUAAUUCAUUACCGGAUGACAGUCACAUUUCAAGGCAGACAGGCGAUGCGGACUUAAGCAUAAAAAGCGAGGAUAUUGUAAUUCGUUGCGAAGAGAGAAAUGAAAUGACUGGUUCAAAAAUUCCUGAAGUCCCAUUUGUCCCAAACACAAUAUUUGCAAAUUUAAAUAGCCCAAACACAACACUUGGUUCAUAUGAAGUACGUGAAAAAGUAUUGGAAAGCUUAAAACAAAGAAUCCCCAUUGUCGACACUUGUGCACAAUUCAAAAAAGCAGAACAUAAUGUUUAA